Molecule: messenger RNA, 5953 nt
Organism: Limulus polyphemus (Atlantic horseshoe crab)
Lineage: Eukaryota; Metazoa; Arthropoda; Merostomata; Xiphosura; Limulidae
Product: ATP-dependent RNA helicase DEAH12, chloroplastic-like
Exons: 5
Biological process (GO): spliceosomal complex disassembly
Cellular component (GO): catalytic step 2 spliceosome; intracellular anatomical structure
Molecular function (GO): RNA nuclease activity; RNA binding; zinc ion binding
Source: RefSeq, a predicted model, not a curated record
UGGGAUAUUGAAAAUUGCCCAGUUCCUCCAUCCAAGUCAGCUGCAGAUAUUGUGUGCAAGAUAAGGGAAGAACUUUAUGGGGGACUUUCUGAAUUUGAAGUACUGGUUGCAUGUGAUGUAACUAAGUUAAAUAAUAAAACUGGUUUAGUGGAGGAACUUAAUGAUGCUCAGGUAACACUUUUACAUGUAAAUUCCAGAGAUAAGAAUGCGGCAGACAGUAAAUUAAAAAUGUGUCUGAGAAAUUUUGGAUUGUCUUGUAGAAAUAAAAAAUCUUGUAAAGGAUCUUGUUUAGUUCUGAUAUCUGGGGAUUCAGAUUUUACUUCUGAUUUGCAUUUUCUUAGGUACAAACUGGGUAUAAGUGUUGUGCUGAUACACAAUGAAAUGGCUAAAAAAACACUCUUGGACAUUCCUAAUAAGUGUCUAAAGUACUGCGACUUUGUGAAGGAUCUUCCAGAUAAACAGUUAAAGAAUGAAGAUCCUGUUUAUGUGUAUCUGAGAAACCUUCCUACUGAAAUUGGAAAUGAAAAGUUGAAAGCAGAGCUAUCAAAAUCAAUAAAAAGUACCAAUGGCAGACUGGUAACUUUCUCAGAAUCUGAAGCUUGUGUUCAGUUUUUUAAUGUUGCUUCAGCAGACAGACUUGUUAAACGUUUAAAUGGACAAAAAAUGUUUGGAAAUGUAGUUGAAGCUACAUUAGAGUCUUUGAAAACUGAUCUCAAAACAACUAUGGUGAAAAUAGACAAGGUGAAGUCAGAGAAAAAAGCUAAAGAAAGCAGUAAAGCACUAAAAGUAGGAACUCCAAAAAGCGAGAAUGUGAAACAAAAAGAGAUGGGAAAAAACAAAGUUAACUGUGAGGUGAAUAAUACCUUUGAAUCUACACUUGUUGUUGAGAGUGAUGAAAAGAUAUUUAAUUUUGAUAUUUUGAAGAGUUAUUUAAAACAUAAUCUAAAGCAAGAAAUUCUGUCAUUAGAUUCAGUGGAUACUCCAAACAAAAAAGGAAUUACCCUUUUCUGCAGAUUCAAAAGUAAGAGAAAAGCACAAAAAGCAGCAUCAAUUCUGAAUACAAUGCAUAAAGAAGGAUUAAGUGAUUUGGAAGUAAAAUGCAUUGUGAAGAAAGAGAAAGAAAACUCUUAUUUUUCUUCAAGUGAAAUUAAGACAAAGAUUACUGAUUUGUUUCAGUUUAUACUAAGAAAAAAAGAAGGCACCUUGGUGGCCCAUAACAAGAGAGUAAAGAAUUCCCAAAAAAAACACCAAGAAUUGAAGGCUCAUUUAAUUCGUGAACCACAGUCUGUAAGCUUCACUGAAUAUUCUAAAAGUGCUGAAGAAAUUCUUGCUGUUGAAGCAAAUGUAAAACAGUUGAAAGAGCAAGAGAAAGAGUUUUCUAGAUACAUUCAAAAUAUAUUAGAUGAAGUCAAUCACACUGAACUUUCUCCAGCUACAGAGAUUGACAAUUACAUAAACAAAUUGAAAAGAGAUAUUGGACAAGAAAUUCAUUGUCUCCAUGCAGGUUUGCCCAUCUAUGGUAGAAAAAGUGAAAUAUUAAAGACGAUCAGGGAUGAACAGGUUUGUAUACUUUUAGCAGAAACUGGUUCAGGUAAAAGUACUCAGGUUGUUCAGUAUUUGUGGCGAUCUGGUUUGUUUCCAAACAAGAAGAUUGUUUGUACACAACCAAGAAAAAUAGCAGCUAUAUCACUAGCAAAGCAUGUGAGUGGACAACUAGGUUUUGCACUAGGAAAUAUUGUGGGAUAUCAAGUUGGUACGAAUUCCAAAAAGAGUGCAGAUACAAGAAUCUUAUUUGUGACAGAUCACACACUUUUAAACAAUGCUAUUAAUGAUCAAGAUCUCUCAGAGUAUGGGUGCAUUAUCAUCGAUGAAGCUCAUGAAAGAAACAUAUUUAGUGAUAUUCUUCUUGGUGUUAUCAAGCGCUGUCUUCCACAUAGACAGGAUCUUAGAGUUGUCAUAACCUCUGCUACCAUUGACCCAGCUAUAUUUAAAAGAUACUUUGGUAUAGAAGACAAAGCUUUGCUGAAUAUACCGGGCAGAACUUUUCCUGUAGAAGUUGAGUGGAAAGACACAGACGUUAUUGAGGGCUGGGACUAUCUCACAGAAGCUGUGAACAAAGCCCUUCAGGUUCAUCUAAAAGAACCUUUACCAGGAGAUAUUCUCACAUUUCUAACAUCACCUGUUGAGACAGAAAAGGCAGUAAAUUUAUUCCAUGAACGAAUGGAAAGAGAAAGCAAAGGUCAAGAUGACUUUAUUUGUUUACAAGUUCAUGGAAAGCAAAAUAUUGAAGAACAACAAAAAGUCUUUAAGCCAGCACCAGAAAAAAAAAGAAAGAUAAUUUUUGCUACAAAUAGUGCUGAAACAUCUGUUACUAUUAAUGGUAUUAUCUAUGUAAUAGAUUCAGGAAUGGUUGAAGAGAUGCAGUAUUCACCUAAAACAAAUGCAAGUGCUCUUGUUAUAUGUUUUGUAUCAAAAAGUGCAGCUGAACAGCGGAAAGGUCGUGCGGGUAGAACACAACCUGGAAAAUGUUACCGUCUUUAUAGUAAAAAUAAUUUUGAAAACAUGAAUACCGGUGCUGUCCCUGAGAUAUUGAGAACAAAUUUGUGUCAAGCACUAUUAAAAAUCAUGGAAGUUAUUUCUGGCAAUCCUAUGCUGUUUGAGUUUGUGGAGUCCCCUCCACGAGCUAGCCUUGAGAAAGCUGUAAAUCUUCUGAAACAUCUUCAAGCUGUGGAAAAUGAUGAACUGACCUCUCUUGGUAAACGUAUGGCUAAAUUUCCUUUAGAUCCUUGUUUGUCUAAGCUGGUUGUUGAAGGAAUCAGUCAUAAAUUUUGCCUUGAUGCAAUUGCAGUAGCAUCUUUGGUAACAGUUUCUCAAAGUGUUUUUUUUCGGAUAGAAGAAAACAAAAAUGAAGCUGACCUGAAAAAAACUCAAUUCUGUCAAAGUGAUGGUGAUUUUUCAACUUUUCUCUCUGUGUAUAAAGAAUGGGUUGGUUUUCCAAAGAAACUAAGAUCCAGUUGGUGUGUUUCCAAUUGCAUUAAUAAUAAGGCAAUGAAUGUUGCUAAUGAAUUAGUAGAAGAGUGCAUUAGAAUUAUAAAAAUUGAAUUUAACAUAACUGUAGAAAAGAAGUUCUGCAGUGACGUGGAUUUUGUUGAAAAAUUACAAAGUCUUAUCCUUGAAAGUUUUUCCAGCAAUCUCUGUGUCUUUUCAGGCCACCCAAAGAUGGGUUAUUUUACAUUGUCUCAAGAACAGAUCCAUAUUCAUCCAUCUUCUUCCGUUCAUUAUCUGGACACUGAUUUGCCACAGUUUAUCAUUUAUGGUAAUCGCCUCAAAACAACAAGGGAUUUUGCAUUAAUCAUUUCUGUAGUUUCUGAAGAACUUAUCUCUAAACUGAUUCAACUGGGUAAACUCCAGGUUGAUCUUGAGUCAUUAAAAGCACUGGCUAUUCAACCAAAGAAGCUUGGACCAAUAGGGAGAACUCUUAUGCUAAGAGAAGUUCUUGGGAAGAAACAAGUAAAAAUGAACAUGUUUAAAGAGAAAGUGAAAAGUAUGACAAAAACAGACUUUAUACAUACAGAAUGUAAUUUAGAUAAAGGAAUUGUUUUAGUAUUUAUAACUAACCAGUUUCACACAGUUGUAGAAAAGCUAUUUUAUGAAAUGUUAAUGGAACCCAAGAGAAAACUUCGAGAAGAAGAUGAAGAAAUUUCAUUUGCUGACUUUUUGGACUCUUGUAGUGGUUCUUCAUCCAAAAUAAUAUUAGGCAGUGGUGCAGAGGUAAAAUGUUUAUUAAUGCCAAAUGAUUUUAGGACCAUUGUCAUCAGCAAAAAUUCUGAUGGUGUAAAAGAUGCAGAUAUUAUCGACCACAUAAAAAACCUUGAAAACUUGUGUUCAUACAAGUUAAUUAUAAAGGAUAAACAAAAAAUACAUGUAACAUUUAAUGACUCCAAAGAUGCUAGGAAAGCUCUUAAUACGCUAAAACAUUGCCCAGAUUUUUCUAUCACUCCAUUGGCUUUUCCUAACAAGUAUUCUCUUGGAAGCAAAUACAAAGUGGUACUUGAUGUAUUAUGGUGUAGAAGACUGUGUAAAGGCUUUGGAUUUGUAAACUUUCCCUCACCAGAUGAGUUCUCUCAAGCUUCUGGAGUUUUAUCUUAUGGUAGAAAACUGAUUGACAAUAUGGUGGUACAAAUAAAUGAAAAAAAAACAGACUCAUUUUACAUUACGAAAAUUUCAAAGUUAGCUACAAAAGAAAGUGUUCUUCAGUCUCUUCAAGGGACCUUUGGUAAAUUUAAUAUGGAGGUUAUCUUAAUUCGAAACUGUCCCUAUGUUUCCAAUAAAGAGGAAUGUAAACGUUUGGAAAAUGAGUUGAUUUCUAUUCUUUGUAAUUACACUUGUAAAGACAGUAUUAACAUACAUCUACUAGAGCCAAAGGAGAAGGAUAUGAUGUGGAAAGCUAAAAUAUUUUUUGAGAAUCCUGCAGAUGGGGAACAAGUUGCAAGGGGACUAGAGGGAAUAGCUAAAAUUGGACCAGAAGGAAUUCCAGUGUCACUUAGUUUACAAAUGACCUCUUUAAUCUUUUGUAGUAUUAAAGUUUAUGAAGCUGUUCAGUCAAUUAUUAAAGAGGAGAUUGCUGUUUUUAAAGAUAUUCUUGACAGUAAGGAUAGUAUUGGUAUUGAUAUCACAAAGAUAUUUGAAGAAAGGGUAAAAGUAGUCAUCAAAACAAAUAAUUUACGAGACCUGGACAGAGCCCAUAGUCUGUUCUCAAGAAUUCUACAAGGUGAUCAGAUUGAUUGUAGUGGAAAGCCCCUGUUAGAGAAACUUUUUCUUGCAUCAUCACAAAAAAUAAUAAAAGGUAUUGAGAGUAAUACGAACACGUAUAUUCACUUGGAUAACAGAUCAAAGACUAUUUCCAUCUUUGGAUCUGAAGGAGCUUGUACCAAAGCCAAAUGUGAACUGGAGAGAAAACUGGAUACAAUGGAGAUGUACGACUCUAAAGAGUUCAGACUAAUUGAGCAAAAUUGUCCAAAAGGUUUAUUAAGAGAACUUGUGAAAACCUAUGGUCACAACCUAAGUCACUUGAUUGGUAUUUGUGGUUUAGAGUCUGCAGAAAUCAUUUUCCAGAAGCGUUUAUUGCUUGUCGUUGGAACUUCUGAUGCUGUAAAAAAUGCUGGGUCAGAACUUGAACGCCUAAAAACAACUUUGCAUAAGAACCAGACACAACAACCUAGCACUGAUGAAGAAGAAGUGUGCCCUGUGUGCUUAGACACAGCAGAUCCAGAGACUGGUCAGAGACUAGAAUGCUGUGGACAUCUACACUGUGAAGAAUGUUUUCAGCUGCAGGUGGAAUCUAAGCAAAUUCCACUACUGUGCUCAGCAGAGGGUUGUGGAGAGCGUUUUGUUCUGGAAGACCUAAAGCAUAUUCUUAAAAAUCAUGACAAAUUGAGAAAAGAUGUUAUUGAGGCAGCCUUGAAGGAGCUUGUUCGGAGUAACAAUGAGAAAUAUCACUAUUGUCCUACCCCCGAUUGCCCUGUGGUUUAUUGUGUUUCACCAAACCAGUCAUUUAUUUGUGACGCUUGUGGAAAUGAGAUUUGUGCAAGUUGUCACGUAAUAAAUCACAGUGGGAUGACUUGUGAGUUGUAUAAAGCUAUCUCGAAAGAUGAAGAUUACUCCUUAAAGUUCUGGAUGAAAGAAAAACCCGAUGUCAGGAAAUUGUGUACACAAUGCAAAGCUCCUAUUGAAAAGAAUGGAGGUUGUAAUCACAUGACUUGCUGGAAAUGUCGAUCCCACCUCUGUUGGCGCUGUAUGAGGAUCUUCCCUACUGGAAAUGAUGUGUACCAACACCAACCUCACUGCUUAGCAAACGUAGCCCUGUAGCUACAAAGAGCUAAGAAGUUUUUUUUUUUUCGAAAAUAAAUUGACAACAUGUUAUGUUUUUCUUCUUUCAGGGUAGUUAGAAGCA